Drosophila ananassae is the source of this 1056-nucleotide messenger RNA. RefSeq lists its product as uncharacterized. Gene Ontology annotation, biological process: rRNA processing. The transcript has a single exon. NCBI's taxonomy places the organism in Eukaryota, Metazoa, Arthropoda, Insecta, Diptera, Drosophilidae. The record is from RefSeq and is a predicted model, not a curated record. The coding region runs from base 67 to 993 and encodes 308 amino acids.
AUGACAAAAAAGGUUUUUAAUAAGUUUAAGUUAAAAUAUUUAUAAAAUUUUAGCGGCUUUCGAAAGAUGUCUCAGCUGGAAUCCAUAGAAAAGCUGAAGCGGCAACACUGCAUUGUUUGUUUUUAUAUAAUGUUUGGAGCUCGUGUUUUUAAUUUAAGCACCGAUGUCAGCGUUUUUUGUCGCUGCCUUUGUUUAAGAAACAAAAGUACCAGCAAGACUGGCGAUGGCUUAAGACAGCAAGGAAAAAUCUUCAGGACGCUGCUGGGGAAUCGAGUUAAAGGCAGUAAAAAACGCUGGUAUCCGGCACAAGAUGAAAAAUUCAGCCGCUCGGAUUCGCAGCCCACGACGGGUGUUUCUUUAUCCCGUCCACAUGCUUCGAAGAGCAACAACCGCCGCAUAUCCGUGCUCAACAAGCUCUUCAUGACCAACAUAACAGAUUUCCUGGCCACCUCCGAGAUCUCCGAAUCGAUUGUGGGCCGCGGAAUGCAAGUGUCGUAUGUGAACAUCACCAGAGACUUCUCGCAGGUGAACGUCUACUGGAUGGGACAGGGAGACGAAGUAGCCAACCAGGCUCUGGAGCAGGAACUCUUCCGGUGCAGUGGCCAACUGCAGCAUGAGCUCUCCCAGCUCCGACUGAUGGGUGAAGUUCCUCGUAUCAGGUUUCAUCGGGACAAGACUGGCAUCCACCUCCAUCAGGUGCAGGAUUUGCUUUCCAAACUCGGUCGAGAUGAGAAACUGGAGGCUGAAAACACCGAGGACCUGAAAGAAAACAAUACAGAAAGAUGCAGUGCCGCAACGGAAUCAAGUGUUGUACCUAAAACUUGGCCAAAAAUGCGCCAAGACGUCCUGAAUCUAAAUCACCACCUGAUAAUGGACAAAAUAUACAUCAAGAUGCGAAAAAGUAAAGAAGCCUGGGCCAGUUAUGCUCGGGAGAAAUCCAACUUGCCAAAAACCGAACCAAAUCCCGACACCGAAAAGAGCGCCAAGGAAUAACUUCUAAGAACUUAAUUUUUAUGUAGUUUUAAGAGUAGAAGAAAUAUAAUUUUUAAAAUCAUU